This is a messenger RNA of Fukomys damarensis (Damara mole-rat), 2849 nucleotides long. RefSeq names its product component of oligomeric golgi complex 3 (gene Cog3). Bases 1 to 2370 code for a protein of 789 amino acids. The record is from RefSeq and is a predicted model, not a curated record. Gene Ontology annotation, biological process: intra-Golgi vesicle-mediated transport; Golgi organization; intracellular protein transport. The transcript is spliced from 23 exons. Gene Ontology annotation, cellular component: membrane; cis-Golgi network; COG complex. NCBI's taxonomy places the organism in Eukaryota, Metazoa, Chordata, Mammalia, Rodentia, Bathyergidae.
AUGGGAAACUCUGAAAUUCUUCCUAUUUAUGGAAUUUCAAACUUUGUCAACAAAAAUCUCCCGAUUGAAGACUCAUGCAGCUUAACUUCCCAUUCGCUGCCUAUUGACCUGACUUCAAUAGUGCCUGAAUCUACAGAAGACAUUCUCUUGAAGGGUUUUGCUUCCUUAGGAAUGGAAGAAGAAAGAAUUGAGACUGCACAGCAGUUUUUUUCAUGGUUUGCAAAGCUGCAAACUCAGAUGGAUCAGGAUGAAGGAACAAAAUAUAGACAGAUGAGGGAUUACUUGUCUGGGUUUCAGGAGCAGUGUGAUGCUAUAUUGAAUGAUGUAAACAGUGCUCUUCAGCAUUUGGAGUCGUUGCAGAACCAGUAUCUAUUUGUGUCUAAUAAGACAGGAACCCUCCAUGAAGCCUGUGAGCAGCUCCUAAAAGAACAGUCGGAACUUGUUGAUCUGGCUGAAAAUAUUCAACAAAAGCUUUCUUAUUUUAAUGAAUUGGAAACUAUUAAUACAAAAUUGAAUUCUCCUACUUUGUCUGUAAAUAGUGAAGGAUUUAUACCUAUGCUGGCCAAGUUAGAUGACUGUAUAACCUAUAUUUCAUCUCAUCCUAAUUUUAAAGAUUAUCCUGUAUACUUAUUGAAGUUUAAACAGUGUCUUUCUAAAGCAUUGCACCUCAUGAAGACAUACACUGUGAAUACACUACAGACUCUCACAAAUCAGUUACUUAAAAGGGACCCUUCAUCUAUACCUAAUGCAGACAAUUCCUUCACACUAUUUUAUGUGAAAUUUCGAGCUGCUGCCCCCAAAGUCAGAACUCUUAUUGAACAAAUAGAAGAACGAUCUGAAAAGAUACCUGAAUACCAGCAGCUGCUGAAUGAUAUCCACCAAUGUUACCUUUCCCAACGGGAGCUCCUUUUGGGCCCUAGUAUUGCGUGUACUGUCACAGAGUUAACCAGCCAAAAUAAUAGAGACCAUUGUGCCUUGGUUCGCAGUGGCUGUGCCUUCAUGGUCCAUGUGUGCCAGGAUGAGCACCAACUUUACAAUGAAUUUUUCACGAAAUCGACACCAAAGUUAGAUGAGCUUUUGGAGAAACUGUGUAUGUCAUUGUAUGAUGUCUUCAGGCCGUUGAUCAUUCAUGUCAUUCAUUUAGAGACUCUGUCUGAACUUUGUGGGAUUCUUAAAAAUGAAGUGCUUGAAGAUCAUGUACAGAACAAUGCUGAACAACUAGGGGCAUUUGCAGCUGGAGCAAAGCAGAUGUUGGAAGAUGUACAAGAGCGGCUUGUGUAUCGAACUCAUAUCUAUAUUCAGACGGACAUCACAGGGUACAAACCAGCUCCUGGAGACCUGGCAUAUCCUGAUAAGUUAGUCAUGAUGGAGCAAAUUGCACAGAGUUUAAAAGAUGACCAGAAGAAGCUACCUUCAGAAGCUUCAUUUUCAGAUGUUCGGUUAGAAGAAGCAGAUUCUAAUAGUCUAACAAAAUCUGGUUCAACAGAAUCCCUCAAUCCUAGACCACAUACCACAAUUUCUCCAGCAGAUCUUCAUGGAAUGUGGUAUCCUACAGUUCGAAGAACUCUUGUCUGUCUCUCCAAAUUAUACAGAUGCAUAGAUAGGGCUGUGUUCCAAGGAUUAUCACAGGAAGCAUUGUCAGCCUGCAUUCAGUCCUUACUUGGAGCAUCAGAGUCUAUCACCAAAAACAAGACUCAGAUUGAUGGACAGCUUUUCUUAAUUAAGCACCUUUUGAUUCUUCGUGAACAAAUUGCUCCAUUUCACACUGAAUUCACCAUUAAGGAAAUUUCCCUGGACCUCAAGAAAACUAGAGAUGCAGCAUUUAAAAUCCUGAACCCUAUGACCGUUCCAAGAUUUUUUAGGCUGAGUAGCAACAAUGCCUUGAUAGAGUUCUUGUUGGAGGGUACUCCUGAGAUAAGAGAACAUUAUCUUGACUCUAAAAAAGACGUAGACCGGCAUCUGAAAUCAGCCUGUGAGCAGUUUAUUCAGCAGCAGAGCAAGCUGUUUGGAGAGCAGCUGGAGGAGUUCAUGACAAAGGUUUCAGCAUUAAAAGCAAUGGCCAGCCAAGGAGGCCCCAAGUAUAGCCUUUCCCAGCAGCCUUGGGCACAGCCAGCGAAGGUUAGUGACCUUGUCGCAACUGCCUAUAAGACAAUAAAAGCAAAGCUUCCUCUGACAUUGAGAAGCAUGUCAUUGUACCUAUCCAAUAAAGAUACAGAGUUCAUCUUAUUUAAACCUGUUAGGAAUAACAUUCAGCAAGUCUUUCAGAAGUUCCAUUCUCUGUUAAAGGAGGAGUUCAGCCCUGAAGAUAUCCAGAUCAUCGCUUGUCCUUCCAUGGAACAGGUAAACCUUCUGCUGUCCAUUCCUAAAUAAGCGGGCUGGUCAGGAAGGAAUGGGCUGAGAGGUCUUGCAGUCUGCAGGACUCAGGACUUCUUCAUGGGACUGUCCCCAAGACCCACAUGCGUGUGCUACUCAGUGCUGACAGAAGGAAACAUAAGCAAAAUGUUGAAAAGAUUGGUGUUUCCCUCUUGAAAACAUCAACAUGCCAAAGAUGAAUGGAUGUGUAGUGAUCCUCAUUUAAAUGUAAGUUUUUGAGAGGUAGUCAAGGAGCUUGAAGUGAAGUGCUUCUUCAUAAAAGUUGUGCAAUAAAAAUAGUUUAUGUUGAAUAGUGCUAAGAACUUUAUGGAAACUGUAUGGAAAUGCAGCUGAUGAGAAAGCUGCUAGAGGUAAGGUUUGCUAAUGCAUGAAACAUGACAACACUUUUAACCACUGAGCAUUCCACAGUGACUAUUUUUUUACUUCUACAAACCUUAUUUCUUUUGAGACAAGGCCUCACUGUGUAGUUCAGGCUG